Arxiozyma heterogenica is the source of this 750-nucleotide messenger RNA. RefSeq names its product Irc22p (gene IRC22). Bases 1 to 750 code for a protein of 249 amino acids. Gene Ontology annotation, cellular component: endoplasmic reticulum membrane. Lineage: Eukaryota; Fungi; Ascomycota; Saccharomycetes; Saccharomycetales; Saccharomycetaceae. The transcript has a single exon. The record is from RefSeq and is a predicted model, not a curated record.
AUGCAAUUAAAUUAUUUGAGUUCUUUGUUAUUAUUUUUAUCUCUUUUGGGGAUUAACCUUGUCAGAGGUCAAGGUCUGAUUUUAGAUGAUUAUGAAGAACAAGAAGAACCAGUCCCAACAGAAAAACCUUAUACUUCAAUUAAUUUGGACAUCGUUUAUAACAUCGAGGAUAGAGAGGCUCCAGCAACUCCAACUGAUCCAAUCUCUUUUGAUCAAAAUGAAGUAGUCAUGUUGAAUUAUACACUGGUCAACAAUGAAGAUUGUGAUAUCUCCAUUGUCGGUGUCUCUGGUGAAAUUCUAAGUUAUCCUAGCGGUGAAUCUGUCACAAAGAUCAGUUUUGGUGAAAUGGAGAACUUAUACGCUAAACCUAAUGAAACUUUACAAUUUAGACAAAAAAUCGUCAUUAAUCUAGAACCUGGUAUGUACUAUUUAUUCCCAAUGAUUCAUGUCACUAAUGAAACUGCAGCAGCAAUCGUCAAGGAAAACCCUGAUUUGGCUGAAAUAGAAGACAUUGACGCUACUCCAAAAAAUGUGGUUGUCAAUUCAACCAUUUUAAACAUCGAAGAACCUUUGAUGUCAAUCUUCAAUCCACAAUUCUUAUCUAUUCAACUUAUCAUUUUGGUUAUCGCUGGUGGAUUGUCCUAUUUCUAUCUAAACAAAAAUGGUAAAUUGAACACCGAAAAAAAUAAUUUUAAGAACACUGGUAAAAGAGAUCCAAUGGAAUGGUUGCCAGAACAAUACAAGAAAUAA